CAUCUGAAGAUUCUGAACCGGUCUCUUUAGCUCUGUAACAAAGAAUUUUUUACAUAGCCGAGGCUUUCACUUGAAGCAGCUUAAAAUGGAAAGUAUAGUGAACAUUGUUGUAGGUUCUUCUGUAUGGGUUGAAGACCCAGAAAUAGCUUGGGUUGAUGGAGAAGUAUUAAAAAUUGAUGGUGAAGAUGCUGAAAUCAGGACAAGUAAUGAAAAAACAGUUGUUACAAAGUUAUCAAAAAUAUUUCCAAAGGAUACGGACAGUUCUGGUGGUGGAGUUGAUGAUAUGACAAAAUUAUCCUAUUUGCAUGAGCCUGGAGUUCUGCAUAACUUGUCAUCUAGAUAUGGGAUCAAUGAAAUCUAUACUUAUACUGGAAACAUUCUUAUUGCUGUUAAUCCAUUCCAACGGUUGCCUGAUCUGUAUGAUGCUCAAGUGAUGGAACGAUACAAUGGAGCACCAUUUGGAGACCUAAGCCCUCAUGUUUUUGCGGUUGCAGAUGUUGCAUAUAGGGCAAUGAUUAAUGAGGGGAAAAGUAACUCCAUUCUGGUUAGUGGUGAAAGUGGAGCUGGUAAAACUGAGACUACAAAAAUGCUUAUGCGCUACCUUGCUUAUCUGGGUGGCCGUGUGGCCACAGAAAGGAGGACUGUUGAACAACAAGUUUUAGAAUCAAAUCCAGUUCUUGAAGCAUUUGGCAAUGCCAAAACUGUUAGAAAUAACAAUUCCAGCCGAUUUGGUAAAUUUGUUGAGAUUCAAUUUGAUGAGCAUGGAAGGAUAUCAGGUGCAGCCAUCAGAACAUACCUUCUUGAGAGAUCCCGUGUUUGCCAGAUUUCUGAUCCCGAGCGUAACUACCACUGUUUUUACCUUCUUUGUGCAGCACCAUCUGAGGUUACUGAGAAAUAUAAAUUGGGAGACCCUAAAUCAUUUCACUAUCUCAACCAAUCAAAUUGCUUUCAACUGGAUGGUGUAAGUGAGGCCCGUGACUAUCUUGCCACUCGGAGAGCUAUGAAUAUCAUUGGAAUAUGUGAUAAAGAACAAGAUGCAAUUUUUAGAGUUGUUGCUGCGAUUCUUCAUCUUGGUAAUAUUGAUUUUGCCAAGGCACAGGAAAAUGAUUCAUCAGUUCUAAAAGAUGAUAAUGCCAAGUUCCAUCUCCAAAUGACAGCAGAACUUCUCAUGUGUGAUAUUCAGUCCUUGGAAGAUGCACUGUUGAAGCGUGUGAUGAUAACACCAGAUGAUGUAAUUAAAAAAAGUCUUGAUCCACAUGGUGCAGCUGUCAGUAGGGAUGGCUUAGCAAAGACAAUAUAUUCCCGCUUGUUUGACUGGUUGGUGGAUAAAAUUAAUGUCUCAAUUGGGCAAGAUCCUCACUCAACAUCUCUGAUUGGAGUGCUUGACAUCUACGGUUUUGAAAGCUUUCAGAGUAACAGUUUUGAGCAGUUUUGUAUUAAUUUCACAAAUGAGAAGCUGCAACAACAUUUCAACCAACAUGUAUUCAAGAUGCAACAGGAAGAGUACACAAAGGAGCAAAUUGAUUGGAGUUACAUAGAAUUUGUUGAUAACCAAGAUGUCUUGGAUCUUAUUGAAAAGAAACCAGGAGGAAUCAUUGCUCUCCUCGAUGAAGCUUGCAUGUUUCCAAAGUCAACACAUGAAACAUUUGCAGAGAAGCUCUAUCAGACAUUCAAAUCUCACAAACGUUUUAUCAAGCCAAAACUAUCCCGUACAGAAUUUGCAAUUGCUCAUUAUGCAGGAGAGGUCUUAUAUCAAUGUGACCAAUUUCUAGACAAAAACAAGGACUAUGUGGUUGCUGAGCAUCAGGACUUGUUGAGUGCUUCCAAAUGUUCUUUUGUAUCAGGCUUAUUCCCUCACCUUCCUGAGGAGACAGCCAAACCUUCCAAGUUCUCAUCCAUUGGAUCACGUUUUAAGUUGCAACUACAGCAGUUGAUGGAUACACUAAAUUCAACAGAACCUCAUUAUAUUAGAUGUGUAAAGCCAAACAACCUUUUGCAACCUGCCAUAUUUGAGAAUUUCAAUAUCCUGCAACAGUUACGUUGUGGUGGUGUUCUAGAGGCAAUCAGAAUCAGUUGUGCAGGGUAUCCUACUCGUCGUACAUAUGUUGAAUUUCUACAGCGAUUUGGUUCUCUUGCACCAGAUGUUAAGAAAAGGGACCAUGAGGAGAAGGAUGCAUGCAGAAUGAUUCUGGAAAAGCAGGGGCUUACUGGGUUUCAGUUAGGAAAAACCAAGGUCUUUCUAAGAUCUGGUCAGAUGGCUGAGUUAGAUGCACGUAGAGUUGAGGUACUUAGUUGUGCAGCCAAAACUAUUCAGCGACAAGCACGAAGACAUAUUACUCAGAAACAGUAUAUUGCAAUACAGAAGGCUGCUAUCUAUUUGCAGUCUUUCUGUAGAGGAAGACUGGCUUGCAAGCUUUUUGAGCAAAUGAGAAGGGAGGCAGCUUCUGUAAAAAUCCAAAAGAAUAUGCGAAGACAUAUAUCAAGGAAAUCUUACGUAAAUGUCCGUGUAUCAGUUCUUGUCUUGCAGACACGCUUAAGGGGAAUGUUUUCUCGCAAGGAAUUUAAAUUGAGGAAGCGAAUUAAAGCUGCAAUAACUAUUCAGACCUAUUGGCGCCGUCAGAAAACUUCUUCAUGCUACAAGAGGAUCAGAUGGGCUUCAAUUGUUUUCCAGUGCCGAUGGAGGGAAAGAACUGCCAGAAGAGAACUAAGAAAGCUCAGAAUGGCUGCAAGAGAUGCAGAUGCACUUAGGGAAGCAAAGGACAAACUUGAAAAACGAGUGGAGGAACUCACAAAGAGUUUAGAAUUGGAAAAGCGUCUAAGGACUGAGUUGGAGGAAGCAAAAGCAGAAGAGAUAAUGAAGCUGCAGAAUUCUUUGCAAGAUAUGCAGAACAAAAUGAAUGAAACAAAUGGACUACUUGGCAAGGAAGGAGAGUCUUCAUAUACAGCAAUUGAAGAUGCACCUCUUGCUAUCAAGGAGACCUCAGUUCUUGUCCAAGAUACCAAAACCAUAGAAUCUUUAACCGCAGAAAUGGAAACCCUGAAGUCCCUGUUGCAAUCAGAAAAACAAAGGGCUGAUGAUUCCGAAAAGAAAUGUGCUGAAGCCCAAGAAUCAAGUGAGGAAAAGCGUAAGAAGUUGGUUGAAACAGAAGGAAAAGUACAACAGCUUCAGGAAUCUUUAAAUAGGAUGAUUCAAUGCUUCUCAGAUCAAAUAUCAGAGCUGAAAACGAUUUUGCAUACAUCAUCAAACUCAAGUUCGUCUUCAGAAAGCAUUGAUAGAGAUGAUCAGGUUGAUGCUACUUCUGAUGCCUCUGAAUUCACUUUUCCAGCCUUGGGUCCUACUCCAGAAACCACAUCUUCUUUAAUUCCCAAUACUCUCCACCUAAUAUUUCAGGAUCUUUCAGCCGCAGAAAAUUCAGGCUCAAAGAGAAACUUACCAACUUGGUGUCAGAAAAUCGAGUUCUCCACCAGAAAGCUCUUUCCAUGGCACCCAAUAACAAGUUCCUCUCAGGAUGCUCUAAAUCAAUUAGCCAGAGUAGUACUGAUAGUGGCCAUAUUGUGGGGGUUGAUCACAAGACUGCUUUUGAUAUUCACAGUUCAUUAUCAACACCAUGGGAACUUUUACAACCACAAAAGUCACUCAAUGAGAAACGGCAGGAGAACAAAGACUUGCUCAGAAGGUGUAUUGCUCAGCACCAAGACUUCAGUUGGAGAAGGCCAAUUUUCACAUGUAUCAUAUACAAAUGCCUUCUUUCGAAGUUGAUCGGACUAGCUUUUUUUUUUUUGACCAGAUUAUUCAGACAAUUGCACAUGCUAUUGAGACCCAGGGUAACAAUGAUAUGCUAGUCUACUGGUUGUCCAACUCAUCAACUUUGUUACUACUACUCCAGUGAACACUUAAAGCAAGCAGUGCAGAUGGUAUGGCUCCACAACACCGUCGAUCAUCAUCAGCUACCUUGUUUUGAAUGAUGAU
Messenger RNA from Nelumbo nucifera (sacred lotus), 3970 nucleotides. Its product is annotated as myosin-9-like. Gene Ontology annotation, biological process: actin filament organization. The record is from RefSeq and is a predicted model, not a curated record. NCBI's taxonomy places the organism in Eukaryota, Viridiplantae, Streptophyta, Magnoliopsida, Proteales, Nelumbonaceae. Gene Ontology annotation, cellular component: actin cytoskeleton; myosin complex; membrane. Gene Ontology annotation, molecular function: microfilament motor activity; ATP binding; actin filament binding.